AUGUUUGAUGAUAUAGAUUUGGAUUUAUUUAUGUUUUGGCAAAAGCCUAUUACUUAUAGUAUUUUAUUAUGGACAACAGACGAGUAUCCAGACACGGAGAACCAUGUUUAUUCUCCACAUAAAAAAAUACUAUCAAAUGCAACUGUUGUUAUAAAUGUUCAAUCAAAAGGAAAAAUUAAAAAGAAAUCCGCUCUUCGAGAAAACUAUUAUAUUAGUAAAUUAUUUUUUCCUGAAAUUGUUGAUCGUUCAAAUUUAAUUAUGAAAUGGGUCCAAUUUGAUGGAACUGAUGUAAAAUCAAGAAAUGCGUUCGUACAACCAUUGUUUAACGGUACUUAUUUAUGUAUCAAUGUCGAUCUAGGUACGUUAACUGUAUCAACAUAA
Didymodactylos carnosus is the source of this 381-nucleotide messenger RNA. The record is from the annotation of a GenBank genome assembly. Lineage: Eukaryota; Metazoa; Rotifera; Eurotatoria; Philodinida; Philodinidae.